Balaenoptera ricei (Rice's whale) is the source of this 1053-nucleotide messenger RNA. Its product is annotated as splicing factor, proline- and glutamine-rich-like. The transcript has 4 exons. Lineage: Eukaryota; Metazoa; Chordata; Mammalia; Artiodactyla; Balaenopteridae. The record is from RefSeq and is a predicted model, not a curated record. The coding region runs from base 1 to 684 and encodes 227 amino acids.
AUGUCCUUGAAGCAUGAACAAGUCCCCGUGGCAGGCGUAGAAGAUGCUCAGAGGCGUGUAGUUGGAAAGGCGGCUGGAGAGGCGGGCGGCAGUGAGAGUGGGGAAUUGCCUGCCAGUUCAGCCUGGCUCCUCCUCAGAGACCACCCCUCAACCUGUCCCCUCCCACUUUCCUGGCCUGCGCUCCCGCCCCCGCCCUCGACCCCGCCCUCGACCCCGCCCCCGCCCCCGCCCUCGCCCUCUCGGGACAGACCUCACCUCAGCCCGUGGUCUCCGCGCCCGCGCCGGGGACGCUGCGGACCGCUCGGCGUGCGACGGUUCUGGCUUCCCGGCCUGCGCCUCUGGGCUCCCGCCCGCUGCCACCCGCGCCAGGACCAAAGGCCGGGACGAGGAGGAGGAGGAGAAGGAGGGGGAGUGCAGGGUCUGGGUCGGGGAGACGCUCACGCCGGGAACUCACUCGGGCCCGCGGCUGCGCGCCACCACCAGGGUCACUGUGAGGCAACCCUGACUGACAUAGCCCCUCCCAACGCUAUGUCCACAAUCUGCUCUCAGCUGUGUUUCCAAACAACGAAAAGGUCAGCCCAUUACUGUCUUAUUCGGGAACCUAUGGUGAUUCCAGGUGCCUCUGAGAAAGUGAAAAAUCUCCCUUGGGCUUUCAUUUUGCCCUAUGAAGGUGAAUGUUCAUAGCAGCUUUAUUCAUAACAACCCCAAACUGGAAACAAUGUAAAUGCCUAUUAACAAGUGAAUGGAUAAAAAGCAUUAUGGCAUAUCCUUACAUUGGAACACAACUACUAGUAAAAAGUAACACACUAUUUAUUCACAGAAGAUGUAUGACUAUCACAAGCAGUAUGCUGAAUAAAAGAAGUCAGACACAAAGGGCAAAAUUAAUUUAUAAUGGCAGUAAGCAUAUUAAUGACUAACCAGGACAGGGUGUGUUUGGGGAGAUUUGUUGACUGUAACAAGGGAAUUUCGGGGGAACAUAGAAAUGUUCUGUAUAUUGAUUGUUUAUACAAGUGUAUAUAUUUGUCCAAAUUUAUCAAAGUGCUCCCUUAAAAC